UUAAAUUAUCAAAUGUUGAUUAAUGUAGUUAUUUUUUUAGUAAAACACUAUUUGAUUUGCAAAUUUUGUAUAAGAAAAUUUUCUUCUUAACGUUUUCCUUUUAAAAAAUAUACUGCCUUUUGAGCGCAAAGUUUCUUGCCUUUUUGAAACCCAAAAGCCAAAAGUUGGUUUUGUUUGAUUUUGUUGCUUUCUCAAGUCAAAGAAACGUGCUUUUGUUUUCGUGUGAAGCAAAUAGUGCCUCUCUUUUCUUCCUAUAUAAUCUCUACCGAGCCAGAUAGUUUAUUUGUUCAGCUUUAGAGGGACUGUGAGUGAUGGGUUUUAAGAUUCUGGUCCCAACCCCUUUCGCCUCUUGAGCUAAUUGAAAUUUUGUUCCACUUUGAUAAGUUGGUAGCAUCUGUAAUAAAAAAAUUUCUUACUUUUAUCCAUGUUCUUUUCUUCUUUUCCUCAUGAGUUAAAAUUGUGCUUAUUUUCCUCUUACAUGCUGAAUCUGAACAUUUCCCCCCUUUCUAACACUAUUGAGAAAAAAAAAUACAGAUAUAAUCCUUCUAAAAGGAGAGAAAAAUGUCUAGUGGUUUUGGAGCAUGCCACUGCUAACAUUUUAUAUGGUUUGCAGAAGAAAAAAAGUGUAUUAUAAUGCUAAUUUUUCUUGGAUAUUAUGCUUUAAACAUCCUAGGAAGUGGGAAAAUUCAUGUUACCCAAUCUACCGUGGUUUUUUUUUUUCAAUAGGUCUUCAACGCUGUGGGAAGAGCUGCCGGCUAAGGUGGAUAAAUUAUCUCAGGCCGGAAAUCAAACGAGGCCCCUUCAACAAGGACGAAGAGCAACUCAUCAUACAGCUUCAUGGCAUGCUCGGAAACAGGUGGUGGGCUACCAUAGCUUCUCAGUUGCCUGGAAGAACUGACAAUGAGAUCAAGAACUUAUGGAACACGCACCUGAGGAAGCGCCUUAUCGCCAUGGGGAUUGAUCCACAGACACAUGAGCUUCUUGCCUCUAACUGCUUAAAUCACAACGCAUCUGCUUCCGCGGCCACUCGUCACAUGGCACAAUGGGAGAGUGCCAGGCUUGAAGCUGAGGCUAGGCUUUCCAGGGAGUCAUCACUCUUCAGCCAUGCUCCAGAGAAAUCUGAGUCUGACCAUUUUCUGCGCUUGUGGAACUCCAAUGUUGGAAAAUCAUUCAGAAAGCUUACGUCGGAUAAAUUUGUGUGCCAAAGCCCCAUUUCUCAGGCAUCUUCGUCGACCAAAUGUGGAUUGCUGUCAGCCGUGACAACAGAAGUUGGCAACAACUUAACAGGGUCACCAACCAUGGCAGGCAAUCAAAAUGAAGAUUUGGCAUACAGACCUUUCUUGAUCAACACUGAAGAUGUAGAAUAUAAACCCUUCCAGUUCAACACUGAAGAGGAAGGGUACAAACUCUUCCAGUCCAACACCGAAGCAGGGGAAUUCAAGAUCUGCCAGUCUAACACUGAAGACAGGAUGGCGGGGUCUGUCUCCUCGUGCUCAAAUGAUUUGGAGAACUCAUCGGAUACUGCACUACAGCUGCUCCUGGAUUACCCAAUUAACGAUGACAUGAGCUUCUUAGAAAACAAUGCGGAUGACUACGCAACAACCCCUGCGAGGUUGGCGCCCAAUUCUUUCAUUUGCCCCCUCUGAAUCAGGCGUCGAAACUUCCUUGUAUUCGAACUGCUGCUCGAAUUUUUGGUGGUGGUUUUGUAUAAGCCGUCGAUUUAGUUAGAGAGCUAAGAUGAAGGGUCCUGUGCUUAAUUUUUGGCUUACAGUUAGCGGCAGUGCUGUUACCAGUUAGUAGGGUUUCCACAACAAACCUAGUUUGUUCAGGAUCCAGUAUAUAUAGUACAUAGAGAUUCCUCAGUCGUUUGAGACAUAAUUAACUAGUUAAAUCUUGCUUACUUCGUCUCUAAUGGCAUAUGUAAUUUAGAUGCUAAUAUGUACUGCGUUCCAUGUUUUUUUGUUA
This is a messenger RNA of Pyrus x bretschneideri (Chinese white pear), 1965 nucleotides long. RefSeq names its product transcription factor MYB17-like. The record is from RefSeq and is a predicted model, not a curated record. Bases 582 to 1646 code for a protein of 354 amino acids. The transcript has 2 exons. Lineage: Eukaryota; Viridiplantae; Streptophyta; Magnoliopsida; Rosales; Rosaceae.